This is a messenger RNA of Cyphellophora attinorum, 3735 nucleotides long. RefSeq names its product Ankyrin-1. NCBI's taxonomy places the organism in Eukaryota, Fungi, Ascomycota, Eurotiomycetes, Chaetothyriales, Cyphellophoraceae. Gene Ontology annotation, cellular component: cytoplasm. The transcript has a single exon. The record is from RefSeq and is a predicted model, not a curated record. Gene Ontology annotation, molecular function: protein binding. The coding region runs from base 1 to 3735 and encodes 1244 amino acids.
AUGGGAGAUCCUGUAUCGGUCGCAUCUGGGAUCGCGGGUCUUGCCACACUUGCUAUUCAGGUCGCUGGUGCUGUCUAUGGCUAUGUCAGCGCCGUCAAGGAACGCACCAAGAAUGUCAGCGAGCUACGUGACGAACUUCUGCUUCUGGGAGGCGUGCUCACAGAGCUCAAUGACUUCAUCAAUAGCGGACCAGCCAAGACACAUGAGUUUGAUGGAGACAGUGUCUUGCAGAAUGCCCUACGAGCCUGUCGCCAGCGCAUCGAGCGUAUUGGCGACAAGCUCAGGACUCCAGAUGGCAAGUUCAAGAGAGCAGUCGAGCGGCUGAUAUGGCCAUUCAAGGAGGAAGAAGUUCUUUCAUUGAUGGACUCACUGAGGAGGUACCGGUCUACUUUUGCAUUCGCGGCGGAUAUCCAGGGGUACAAGAUACUCCUCAAAAACACGACAGACACGGAGAAGACUGUCAUAGGUAUUCAAAAGCUGGAGGAGCAAAUGGCGGAGUUGACAGGCGUGGAAGCUAAUGAGAAACGGCAAGCACAACUCAAAGCAGUCCUGGACCUCCUGCCAUUGCUGAAGAGUACAUCCAAUGAUAUGCGGGAAGUUACGAACGCCGCGCGCCUGCAAGAGAUGCGAGAGCAGGAGCGACGCAAGUCUGAUAUCCUAGACUGGCUGUGUCCCAUCGAAGACCUCCGAAAGAACAAAGAUUUACAGAACCAUCGCACUCCAGGCACUGGUCAAUGGUUGCUCGAGACACCAGAGUUUCAGUCGUGGCUUAGUAACGAUGUGCAAGACUUGGUCUGUGUCGGCGGUCCGGGUGUGGGUAAGUCUGUCUUGUGCACCAAAAUCUUGGACAAUCUUGUCGAAAGAUAUGGUGGUAACGAGGACAUCCGCGUCGCUCACUACUAUUUUGACUACUCUGAGGUUGAUCUGAGGAACGAUGUUCACAUGAUCCGCAGCAUUCUACGACAAUGCUGUGUACCAUGUGCGACCAUUCCACCAGCCGUCUCGGAGUUUUACCAGAAGACAAGAGACGUCGAGAAGGAUCGGACCUGGUUUCGAAAGCUGCAACGAGUGUUUCAACGCGUCAUCUCAACCCAUUCCAGCAUUUUCCUGGUGAUUGAUGCUUUGGACGAAACGAACGCCGUGACGCAACGACCUGGAUUCUUUCAGGCCAUUCAAAGCAUCCGUGAGGAGUACGCUGGCCUGAAGAUUCUGGUCACGACCCGUCCACACUUGCUGGAAGUUGUCCCUCAGUACCUCCAAAACUCCGCGAGUGUUGCCGUAACCGCUACUGAAGAAGAUCUACGACGUUUCCUCCUCCAUAAGAUCGAGAAGUACCCAGACUGGGAAGCUAUAUUUGACGACAAGCUGAAACAUGAGGUGGUUGAGGAGCUAUGUCAAACAGCCAACGGAAUGUUUCUGUUGCCAUCUCUACAAAUCUCCAAUAUCCUGGAGUCCUCCUCGAGGGCCGACGUCAGACGCUCUCUGAAGUCUCUGUCGAGCGACUUGACCGGUGUCUUUACGUCAACAAUCGAGCGCAUACAGAGGCUGCCACCGCGCUGGUGUGAUAUUGCUUUCCAGACUUUGAUGUGGCUCUCUCAUGCCCGGAGGCCAUUGACCAUGACAGAAUUGCGGCACGCUCUAGCUGUGCAAGACGAAGACGAGGACCUCGACGAAGACGCCCUGAUAUCACCGAGGAAGAUCCUCGAAUACUGCAACGGGCUCGUUGAACACGAGCACGACUCUGGCGUUGUACAUCUGGUCCAUUAUACCCUUGAGGAGUAUCUCGUUAGCCACGAACACAAUCUGUUCAAAGAUGCCGAGCUCGCUAUCCUAAGGACGUGCUUGAAGUAUUUGUCUCUUAGAUCCUUGCAAGACGUGUCGCAAGGCAGUCGAGUUCACGCACAGACAGUAAUGGCGAGGCGCCCAUUUGGCAACUAUGCCGCCAGCUACUGGGGCUUCCACGCCCGAGAGAUCGAGCUUGGAAAGUACGCAGACCUCGUCUUACCUAUUCUUUCGUCCAGUCAAGCACUCAUGGCCGUAGUCAAGGUGCGUGACGCGAACACAGCUGACCAGCGGAAAUAUAACGACCGCGUGUGGCAAUGGAGCCACGCUCCAAACGGAGGUGGAGGAAUUAGCCUUGCAGUCAGCUUUGGGCUGACAGAGCUUGUGCGUUAUCUCAUCGGUCAACAGGAAGAGCCGAACCUGACCGCAAGAAACGUCCACGGGUCUUCAGCUCUGCAUGAAGCAAGUUUCCAUGGGCAUGAGGAGACGGCGGAGUUGCUUAUUGUGGAAGGUGCCAAUAUCUUCGACAAGAAUCUAGCAAAGAGUACACCGAUGUACCUGGCUGUCUCAUAUGGGAGAAUAAGUAUGGCCAAAGUACUGCUUAAGUAUGGCCACCAGCAGCUCGAUGUACAAUGCGGAGGUGGCCAGACAGCAUUGCACAAGGCAGUCGAUUUGGACUCGGAGACGAUGGUCCAAUUCCUGCUUGAUUCGAAUGCUUUGAUCGGAGCCAAUGACGACCGCAACAACACGCCUUUACAUGUCGCGGCGUUGAGGGGCUCUUUGGCGAUUAGCAAGAUGUUGAUAAACGCGGGAGCAUUCAUCUCGGCGCAGAACAGGCUUGGGCUCACACCGUUGGACCUGGCAGCAACAGCUGGACAUGCUGCGGUCGCCCAAGUACUCCUCGAACACGGAGCUGAUGUGUCGCAUAGAGCUCAUGAUCAAUGGACGGCCUUGCACCGAGCAGCCCGCGGAGGACACGUGGAUACAGUCGUCAGCUUGCUCGAAUACAGAGCAGACCUUCUGACGACCGACAUCAAGGGCAACAUUGCGCUACAUCACGCCGCCCGAGCUGGACAUCUCGAGACGGUCGAGCAGCUCAUCGGCUACGAGCCCUACUACACAGAACAGCAAUUGCUCCAGGUCGACCAUGCUGAAGCACGACCUCGGGAGGUCGCCUUCUUUUGCGCCCACUACGAUGUCCACAAGUAUCUCCGUUCGCUUGAAUGGCAGCUGCUUGGGGCGCCGGGCGCGGAGAACAAUGUCACCCUGGCCAUCGAGCGCGGCGACAAGGAUCUCCUGCACAGCCUCUUGCAGCAAGGGAUGCUCAACGUCAAUGCCACCGACGAAGACGGACAGCCACCACUGCAUGUGGCGAUCCAGGAAAAACAGGAGGAGAUUGCUGAACUUCUGAUGACAGCAGGCGCUUCAAUCGAGCAGAAAGGCUACCAUGGCUGGCGAGCAUUACAUAUCGCGGCCAGCCUCGGUGACGCUGACCUGGUAGACUGGUGCCUGCAGCAGAACGCAGAUGUCCACGCCAAAACCUCGACGGGACAGCAGGCAAUACACAAAGCCGCUUCUUCCAGAUCCCUUCCAGCCGUUCGCCGGCUCCUCGAGGCAGGCGCCAACGUCGAAGCCCGCAACGACCGCGGCAUGACACCUCUCCUUGUCGCAUCCCACCAGAACGACGUCAACACUGUUCGUGCUCUGGUAAGAGAGUACAAAGCCGAUCCGUUCAGUCGAGAUCGACAUGGCUUUACGGCGAUGCAUUGGGCGGAGAAGAGUGCGCAUUUCGAGAUUGUCAAGUUCUUGAGGCAGGAGAAGAAGACUGCAGAGAAGGAGCAGGGGAAGCUGAAGCGGUUUGGGACGAGUAGUAGUGAUGUCAGGCUUGCAAGUCGGGAUAGCGUGGACACUCUCACGCAGGAUCUGCAUUUGGAAGAGCUGGAAUUGGCAUAG